UUGUCAAGACCCGCGUACCACUACCAUUGUCUGUCUAUAUCAUCCACAGUUAUCUGAACAUUGUUUGUGUACGAACUUUAAUUUUUUAGUUGGUGUAGUGUGAAUCGAAAGACCGAAAUCACAGCGAUCGUGUUGGUCUCUCUCUACCCUCUAUUUCUCUCUCUAUACGCGCGUGUAUAUAUAUAUAUACACAUAUGGAUUGUACUUAGUUUCAACAGAGCUCUCUGCGCUUCAAUUUCACUGUUAAAUCACUCUACUUUCCUGUUGAUUGUUUUGUGCUAGAUUGAAAAUUUUGAUGUCUUAAAUGAUCGGUAAAGUGUUUUGAAGUUCUCAUAAUGGAAAGGAUAGUAGAGGGACGACUUGUAGGCUCCGAGAUUCAUGGUUUCCAUACAAUGGAAGGGAGGGGUCCUGUUUAAAACACAUUUCAUCUCUUGAUUGCGACUCAUUGAGGAUGCCCAAUGCAUAUACUGACGAGCGGUGCCAACGCAUCAGUUCAAGAUGUGAUCAUGGAAGUGAAGUCGGGUUGUGAUUUGGAUGUUGGUACCAUGAUGGAGGAAGCUAAGGCAAGAUGGCUCAGGCCAAAUGAGAUUCAUGCAAUACUCUGUAACUUUAAGUAUUUCAGCAUCAAUGUCAAGCCACUCAACUUGCCAAAAAGUGGCAAAAUUGUUUUGUUUGACCGGAAGAUGCUCAGGAACUUCCGGAAAGACGGCCAUAACUGGAAGAAGAAAAAGGAUGGAAAGACUGUCAAAGAAGCUCAUGAACACCUAAAAGUUGGUAAUGAGGAAAGGAUCCAUGUAUACUAUGCUCAUGGCCAAGAUAAUCCGACCUUUGUUCGCAGAUGUUACUGGCUACUUGAUAAGACAUUGGAACACAUAGUUCUCGUUCAUUAUCGUGAAACCCAAGAGGGUUCUCCAGUCACACCUGUGAAUUCAAGUUCUAGUUCAGGCCUCUCUGACCCAUCUGCUUCUUGGCUUUUAUCAGAAGAAACAGAUUCUGGGACUAAUCAGGUGUAUUCUACUGAGCCUGGUGACAGUAUUACCAUAAAAAUUCAUGAAAGGAGACUUCACGAGAUUAAUACACUGGAAUGGGAAGAUCUUUUGGUGCCAGAUGAUCCCAGCAAGUUGAAUACAUCUGAAGGAGGUGGUGAGCAAGGAAAUGCUUCAUGCUUUGAGCAACAGAAUCAAUAUGAAAUUAAUGGAUGCAAAAGUAAAGGCAACCUCCCAUCAACCUGCAAUUUACCUGCGGAAAAUUCUACUUUCUUGAAUCUCCCUAGGUCAGCUCCCGGAAGUAAUUAUCUGCAUUUCAAUACAUCGGGAAGCCAUUGCACAGGUAAUUCUAUAAAAAUGAUGGACAACGACGGUUUGCAAACUCAAGACAGUUUUGGAAGGUGGAUGAACCAAGUCAUAGCUGAUUCUCCAGGAUCAGUCGAUGAUCCAAAUUCAGAAUCGUCAUUGUCACCUGGUUAUGAAUCAUUUACAACUCCAAUGAUAAAACAUCAACCAUCUGUUCCAGAGCUGAUAUUUAGUAUAACUGAUGUCUCUCCUGCGUGGGCUUUUUCAACUGAAGAAACAAAGAUCAUGGUGAUUGGACAAUUUUAUGAAGGGUAUCCAGAUCUUAGGAAGUCCAAUCUAUUUUGUGUCUGUGGAGAUGCAUUUGCUCCUGCAGAAAUUGUCCAACCUGGAGUUUUCCGUUGUUUGGUUUCACCGCAUACUCCUGGACCAGUAAAUCUUUAUUUGAGUUUUGAUGGCCGCAAACCCAUCAGCCAAGUUAUGACCUUCGAGUAUCGUGUUCCUUUCCUGCAAAACCAGAUGGGUUCUUCAGAAGACAAGUCUAAAUGGGAAGAAUUUCAAGUUCAGAUGAGGCUUGCUCGUUUGCUCUUCUCUACCUCAAAUAGCCUUAAAAUUUUAUCAAGUAAAGUAUCACAAAAUUCCCUGCAGCAAGCCAAAGUGUUUGCCCGGAGGAGCUCCCAGAUAUUUGAUAGUUGGGCAAAUAUGAUCAAGUCAAUUGAAAAUAAAAAAAUCCCAUUUCCACAGGCAAAAGACAGCUUGUUUGAGCUCUCUCUGAAGAGCAAACUGCAGGAGUGGCUAUUGGAAAGGGUAAUUGAUGGAUGUAAAACCUCUGACCAUGAUGACCAUGGUCAAGGAGUAAUCCAUUUGUGCGCUAUCUUAGGUUAUACAUGGGCUGUCUAUUCUUAUUCAUGGUCUGGCUUAUCUAUAGAUUAUCGAGACAAAUUUGGAUGGACAGCUCUUCAUUGGGCUGCUUAUUGUGGAAGGAAGGAGAUGGUUGCAGCUCUUUUAUCUGCCGGGGCAAAACCAAACUUGGUCACAGAUCCCACUAAAGAAAAUCCUGGCGGAUGCAAUGCAGCUGAUCUUGCUUCUAAGAAUGGUUUUGAUGGUUUAGCAGCUUACCUUGCGGAAAAGGCUUUAGUGCAACAUUUUGAGGAUAUGACCAUAGCUGGAAAUGUCAGUGGCUCACUGCAAACUAGCACAACCAAUUCAGUGGAACCUGGUAACCUGAGCGAGGAUGAUCUCUAUCUGAAGGAUACCCUAACAGCCUAUCGUACGGCUGUUGAUGCAGCAGCACGUAUACACGCUGCAUUCAGGGAGCACUCAUUUAAGCUACGGGAAAAAGAGGUUCAGUUUUCCAAUCCAGAGGAUGAAGCACAAGCUAUAGUUGCAGCAAUGAAAAUUCAACAUGCCUUCCGCAACUUCGAGACGCGAAAAAAGAUGGCAGCUGCUGCUCAAAUUCAGCAUAGAUUUCGCACUUGGAAGAUCAGAAAAAAAUUUCUCAAUAUGCGUCGUCAAGCCAUUAAAAUUCAAGCUGUUUUCCGGGGAUACCAAGUCCGAAAGCAGUAUCGGAAGAUAAUUUGGGCAUUUGGAGUGCUUGAAAAGGCAAUAUUACGUUGGCGUUUGAAGCGAAAAGGCUUUCGUGGGAUUCAGGCUCCUCCUGUUGAAGAUGUGAAGGAUCAGAAGCAAGAAAGUGAUGUGGAGGAGGGUUUCUUUUGUGCUAGUAGGAAACAAGCUGAAGAGCGUAUUGAGAGGUCUGUUGUUAAGGUCCAAGCCAUGUUUCGUUCAAAAGUAGCACAACAAGAAUAUCAGAAGAUGAAGUUGGCCCAUAAUCAAGCAAUGCUGGAAUAUGAAGGGCUUCUCAAUCCUGAGACUGACAUGGGAUAAGAGAAGUCUGGCAUUCUGCUGGGGUUAAGCCACUGCUUACUGGUAAUCCAGACAGCUACAGUUGAACAACCGGUGUGGACAAAAAAUUUCAAUGGACAGGUUUCUAUUCUUGAAUGCAAUUUGUACAUUUUUGUUAAAUACCUAGACUAAUAUAGUCGUGUAGGUCUGAACCCUUUUAUAUAUUUUAUGAAAUUAAGGGCCAUGAUUUCGGUUUCAGUGUCAGGUACGUCAGGUGGUUGUACUCUUGUUCACAGAGUUUUUGAGGUUUAUGUUCUUGUCUACUCUUUGAUACUUCUGGUUCACUUUUCAGUAUGAUGUGGAUGGUAUUGUUUAGCAAAUAUGUAUUUAGGGAAUC
This is a messenger RNA of Cornus florida, 3528 nucleotides long. Its product is annotated as calmodulin-binding transcription activator 5-like. Lineage: Eukaryota; Viridiplantae; Streptophyta; Magnoliopsida; Cornales; Cornaceae. The transcript has 14 exons. The record is from RefSeq and is a predicted model, not a curated record. The coding region runs from base 459 to 3173 and encodes 904 amino acids. Gene Ontology annotation, biological process: regulation of transcription by RNA polymerase II. Gene Ontology annotation, cellular component: nucleus. Gene Ontology annotation, molecular function: protein binding; double-stranded DNA binding; transcription coregulator activity.